Musa acuminata AAA Group (dessert banana) is the source of this 2259-nucleotide messenger RNA. Its product is annotated as protein trichome birefringence-like 28. The record is from RefSeq and is a predicted model, not a curated record. The coding region runs from base 324 to 1703 and encodes 459 amino acids. Gene Ontology annotation, molecular function: O-acetyltransferase activity. The transcript has 6 exons. Gene Ontology annotation, cellular component: Golgi apparatus. Lineage: Eukaryota; Viridiplantae; Streptophyta; Magnoliopsida; Zingiberales; Musaceae.
GUACUGUUCGUAGUAAACACACUUCUCAUGAUUCGUGCGGCACAGCCGGAGUCGAUCGAGUGAGAAAACCUUGGCAAAGCUGGUUGAUCUCCAACCCGUGCUUCCCCUAAAAGAAGUGGUUUGGUUGCUUCCUUCACUGAUGCCUUCUAGUAAUGGCCGACUCCACUAUUCCAAGCAAGUCCAGAGACCAAUCGCUGUCCGAUUACGAUCAAUUCCUCCCCCAUAUGUGGCUCACCAACACAUAAAUCGAGAGCUUUCUUCACUCCAGCUCCAGGCCACCCACCCAUCUCCGAUCUCCAGAUCCGACCCCUGACAAGAGCAUCAUGCACUCCCCUCGCCGGAAAUCCCCGCCUUCGGAGUCGCCGUUCGCGGUCGCCAAGCUCGCCGGAUCCUACAUCAGAAAAGGCGGCCACCUCCCCGUCGUCGUCGUCGUGACCAUCUUCGUCUUUGCCUUGGUGGUGAUGUACAGCGAGGACAUCAGGUCCAUCGCCGCCGAGUACUCUUUGUCGCGAUUCAAAGCCCGGGGUUACGACCUCGCCCGUGGUAGCAAUGACUCCACCAGCCACCGACAACCUAUGGCUGAGAAAAAGAAGCCUAGGAAGAAGAGAGACGAGAAGAGCGCCAGAUCGGUCGUCAGCGUGCCGGAGUCGUGCGAUCUGUCGGAUGGCGAGUGGAUGUUCGACGAUGUGAACUAUCCGCUCUACCGGGAGGAUCAGUGCCAGUUCCUGUCGGAGCAGGUGUCGUGCCUGAAUAACGGCCGCCGGGAGGCCAUGUACCAGAAGUGGCGGUGGCAGCCCAAGGGCUGCUCCUUGCCCAAAUUCGACGCGAGGCUGCUGCUGGAGAGGCUGCGGGGGAAGCGGAUGAUGUUCGUCGGCGACUCGAUGAACCGGAACCAGUGGGAGUCCUUCGUCUGCCUGCUGCAGACGGCGCUACCGCUGGAGGGGUGGAGCCGCAGGGUCGACGGCUCCCGUUCGAUCUUCACGGUAGAGGACUACGACGCGUCGAUCGAGUUCUACUGGGCACCGUUCCUGGUGGAGUCGAACUCCGACGACCCCGAGAUCCACAGCAUCGCGGUGAGGAUCAUCAAGGCCGAUUCGAUCGAGAAGCAUGCGGUGCACUGGAAGGGGGCGGAUGUGCUGGUGUUCGACACCUACAUCUGGUGGAUGAACACCCCAAAGAUAAAAGUGCUGCGUCCGGGGGCCAAGAACUGGACGGAGCAUGAUGAGAUCGUGAGACGGGAAGCGUACGAGCGAGUUCUGAGGACUCUGUCAAAUUGGGUGGAUCAGAACUUGGAUCCCAACUGGUCGUCGGUGUUCUUCAUGAGCAUGUCUCCUCUCCACAGCAGGAGCACGUACUGGGGCAACCCAGAUGGGAUCAAGUGUGCCAAGGAGACGAUGCCGAUACAGAACAUGACCGGAGUGCGUCUCGGAAUGGACAAGAACUUGUUCGCGGUGGCAAAGAACGUGACGGGAUCGACGGCGCGGGUGCCCAUCACCUUCAUCGACAUCACGACCAUGUCGGAGUACCGCAAGGACGCUCACACGUCGGUGUACACGGUGCGGCAGGGGGAGGUGCUGACGCCGGAGCAGCAGGCUAAGCCGGCCGAGUUCGCCGACUGCAUCCACUGGUGCGUGCCCGGCCUGCCCGAUACCUGGAACCAAAUUCUCUACGCCCGGCUCCUCUCUGCCCGCCCACGCCAAUGACGCACCGGAUGACCAGAGAGCGUCAGAUCGCUAUCAGGCGGGCGCCUUGCCAAUGGACGGCCUGGAAGACCGUACCGUGCAGGUCCCACGCGCUAACGGAAGAAAAGGUCCAACAGUCGGAUGGGGUCCACGGCUCAGCCAUGGGACCCAAUGAAUGCUCCGUCAUUCGCAUCCUCCGCCAGCGAUGACAGGCGUCGGGAUUCCCUUCGAUGUCCGUGACUCUCCGGUCAAUUAAGUAACAUGAAUCAAAAGCAUCGCAGUUGAACGAUGAAUAUGAUGAAAUUUAUGGGUAGCUUUUGGUAGAAGCCAAGGGAGGCGUCUUGCUGGUCCCUGUCUGAGCCGCGCUCCCAACUCCCACACGACGACGUCGCAUCACAAUUGCAGGACACUCGGUCAUAGUCGCGAUCGCAAGAUGAAAUCAGGACCGCUCGCUCGCUCGCUCGCUCGCUCUGGUCGAUUCGUGCGGUUGUCAUGAUGGAUUCAAAAGUCGCUUCCGCUCCAAGCUUGACAAUUCCAUUUCUAAUAAAUCCGAUGCAUUCGUCGUCGCCUUAGUCUU